CAAGCGGCAUCUUACAGCGGAUCUACACCGGUAGUGCGAAUGCUCCUAGACGCCGGAGCAGACGUCAAUUUCACAGGAGGCAUAUAUCACACCGCGCUUCAAGCAGCAGCGGCCGAAGGCCGGAUCGAAAUCGUCAAACUAUUACUCAACAAAGGCGCUGAUAUCAACGCCCGUGGAGAGAGAUAUGGCAACGCACUUGAAUCCGCAAGAUCGGGAGGACACACUUCCACUGAGGAAUUGCUGCUU
Molecule: messenger RNA, 246 nt
Organism: Dissoconium aciculare CBS 342.82
Lineage: Eukaryota; Fungi; Ascomycota; Dothideomycetes; Mycosphaerellales; Dissoconiaceae
Product: ankyrin
Exons: 1
Molecular function (GO): protein binding
Source: RefSeq, a predicted model, not a curated record